GAAAGGUAAAGGUCGAAUCGGUUUGCAAUCUUGUAAAACUUACUCAGAUUCACAUCUAUCGAUGCACAGCAGUAAUGUGACCAUGAAAUUACCAAGGUUUUUACAACGAGUCACGGGCAUUCGAAAGAAAAGGGAAAAAAUGGUCCUAGAGUCGAAAAAGCAAGAUACUUCAAGAGGAAAUAAGCUUCUCAGAGCAUACUGGGAGCCUGCCAAGAAGGCAUGCCUCUCAGCACCCCAGAUGGGUGGUAUAUAUGCAAUAGGAUUACGAGGUUUUAGGCAUCCCAUUUAUAUUGGACAGUCUAACAACAUCAGAGACAGACUUCAAACACACUUUAGAAAGUCUUCCAAUGUACAAGCCGUAGACAAAUUUGUUAACAUUAUACCAAAGAGAUUAUUCAAGGUGAAAUAUGUGCAGGACAGGCACCAUAAAGAUUAUGAAGGAGUCUAUCUUGCACACAAUCUGAAACACACAGGAUCAUGGCCAGUGUUUAACUUAAAACAUGGAAAUAGUCGAAAGAAAAAGAGCUUCUGGAAAUUUUGGGAAUGGUGAAGACACCUUUGAUUAUUAAUAAUGUGUUAGAGGACAUUUUACAUGGUUCAGAUUACUUCUCAUCGGUCACUUGGCCAUAUUCAUCCUGGCUUGAUGUAGGUAAUUGCAGGUGUCUAUAAUACAACUCUAGAUAAAAAAUAAAUAAAUAAAUAAAAAAAAAAUCCAAGAUCCACCCUGAAAUUCCACCCUUAAAACAAAUGUGUGUACAUAAUAUUCUGUUAUUUAUAAUUUAUUUAUUUAUGAGAGAGUGAGAGAGAUUGGACUGUAUAGUGCCUAUAAUUGGUAGUAUAUGGAUGUGGCAGCCUUUUACUGAAUUCCAAAAAUGUUUCUAUUUUGAUUCCACAAAUAUGACUUGUAUUGUUUAGAUGCCAUCUGAGAGCAAGUGAUGAAAGUCUAUUCACAGUUACAGAAAAAAAA
Messenger RNA from Lingula anatina, 967 nucleotides. RefSeq lists its product as uncharacterized. The record is from RefSeq and is a predicted model, not a curated record. Lineage: Eukaryota; Metazoa; Brachiopoda; Lingulata; Lingulida; Lingulidae.